Messenger RNA from Rotaria sordida, 6651 nucleotides. NCBI's taxonomy places the organism in Eukaryota, Metazoa, Rotifera, Eurotatoria, Philodinida, Philodinidae. The record is from the annotation of a GenBank genome assembly.
AUGCAAGACAUUGAACAAGAUUCAUAUAGUUAUCAUCGAUUACAUGAAAAGAUUGCACUUGUGUCAUUACUUAUGAAAGAGAUGAGAGAUGAGCAACAGCAGCAGCAGCAGCAUCCGCAAAGUUUUUUUCUUUCAUCUACUAAGAAACGUUUGGGUACGUUUUCAUGUGACAGUUUAAGUUGUGUAAGUAGUAAUGUACAGACUAAAAUGAAACAUCGUGAUGUUAAUAAUAAUAAAAAUAAUAAUAAUAAUAAUAAUAAUAUAUCAACAUCAAUGGCAGAUGAACAGAAUCAUGUACUAGAAUUUUAUGUGUUUAAUAUUAGUCAUGAACGUAAUCUUAAUUUAAUAAUUGAUUCCAAUGAUAAACGUUUAAUUAUUUUUUACAAUAUUUCCAAUGGUUUAUAUGCAAUUGGAGUUAGAAAUGGUUUUGUAUGCAAUUCUUAUGAUAAUUUACAAUCAUAUUUAUUAUUACAAUGUAUGAAACAUAAACAAUGUUUUAACUCCAUGUAUGAUCAAAGAAACCUUGACGAUAAGGAUAGAAAGAAGCAAACAGUAACAUUAACCACUCGACGAAUGUUUAUGCGUAUUUAUCAUUUACGUUAUCAUCGAAGAUAUAGAAUUAUUUUAGUUUUAUUUGGUUUUCUUAUUUUUGCUUAUCUUAUUAUUAAACAAAUGUCAUCGAAACAAUAUGAACCAACAUUAAUACUUGAUAAUGAACGACAUUUAUUUAUUCGUUUAUUUAAAACCAAUGAUUUAAAUAGAGAAAAAAUUCGUCCAUUUCGAAUUUUAAGUGGUUCAUUACAUUAUUUUCGUGUUUUACCACAAUUGUGGUCUGAUCGUAUUGAAAAAAUGAAAAAAGCUGGUUUAAAUACAAUUGAAACAUAUAUUCCAUGGAAUUUUCAUGAACCUGAAAUGGGAAAUUAUAAAUUUAAUGAAGGUUUAACUGAUUUAGUUAGUUUUUUAAAAUUAGUUCAUCAACAUGAAAUGUUCACAAUAAUUCGUCCAUCAGGUUAUAUUUGUGCUGAAUGGGAAUGGGGUGGUUUACCAAGUUGGUUAUUAGAAGAUGAUCAAAUGCGUGUUCGUACAACACAUCCAAAUUUUAUAAAAGCAUUGAAAAAUUAUUAUUCAGUUUUAUUACCUAUUUUAUCUGAACAUCAAUAUAAUCGACAUGAACAAGGUUCUAUAAUUGCAUUUCAAAUUGAAAAUGAAUAUGGAAGUUAUGGUAAUGAUAAAGAUUAUCUUGAAGCAAUACGUUCAAUGUAUAUUGAAUAUGGUCUUAAUGAAUUAUUCUUUACAUCAGAUGGUAGAAAUGAUUUUUCGAAAGGUUCAUUAGAUGAUGUAUGGGCAACAGUUAAUUGUCAAAGACAAAUUAAAAAAAAUGUUGAAAAAUUACUUGAAUUUCGUCCAAAUCAACAUAUUAUGAUAACUGAAUAUUGGACUGGUUGGUUUGAUUAUUGGGGUGGAAAACAUCAAACAGGUCAACAAAGUGCAUAUACUCCAAAAGAAUUUGAAAAAGAUCUUGAAGAAAUUUUACUUAAUUCAAAAUAUGAAAUAUCAAUUAAUUUUUAUAUGUUUUUUGGUGGUACAAAUUUUGGUUUUACAAGUGGUGGACAUCAUUUUCCAUCAGAAAAAUAUGCACCACUUGUUACAUCAUAUGAUUAUAAUGCACCAUUAAAUGAAUCAGGUGAUCCAACAGAAAAAUAUUUUGUUAUACAAAAUAUAAUAAAAAAAUUCUAUGAACAAAAUUCACAAUUAAUUAUUUAUAAUCAUGAACGUAUAAUUGAUGAUACAUUUGAAAUAAUUCAACCUAAAAUAUCAAAAAAAAUUUCUUAUGGAAAAAUAAAUAUAUUUGGUUAUAAAACAUUUGAACAAAUACUUAAUGAUGAUAUUUUAACAAAUAAAUAUCAUAUUCAAAAUGGUCCUUUAAAUAUGGAACAAAUUCAAAUUAAUAAUAAAACAAUUAGUGCAUCACAAGGUUUUAUUGUUUAUACAAAUAAUAAUAUUCAAAAUUUAGUAAAACAAAAUGAAGAACAUUAUAUAGUAAUAACAGCUAUUGCAGAUAAUGCUAUUGUACUUGCUAAUGGAAAUGUUAUACAUAAAUCUUUACAUACAGAUAAUUCAUUUCGAUUUAAUGUACCAUCAAAUACAUCUUAUUUAACAAUUAUUGUAGAAAAUAUGGGACGUAUUAAUUAUGGUCCUACACUUGAUCGUAGUCGAAAAGGUAUUUUAGAUAAAGUAUUAUUUGAUAAUAAAAUUGAAUUAAAAGAAUGGACAAUACAUGUAUUAGAAUUUCGUCAAGGUAUGUCAAGUAUUACAGAUUGGAAUAAAUUAAUAAUUGAUAAUAAAAAUUCAAAUACAAUCUAUGAUCUUAAAAAUGGUCCACAAUUAUUUUAUGCACCAUUUGAAAUUGCAAAUGAAAAUUUCAUACAAGAUACAUAUUUAACAUUCAAUGGUCAAUGGUCUAAAGGUGUUGCAUUUGUAAAUGGUUUUAAUAUAGGAAGAUAUUGGAGUAUUGGACCACAACUUACAUUAUAUAUUCCAAAAGAAUUAUUAUUUAAAGGAGAUAUUCUUGUUUUUCUUAAUGAUAAGAAUAUUUUUAAAUCACCAAUAACAUUAACAAAUGAUCAUAUUAAAUCAGAAUUUUUAACAUUACGUCGACAUAAAAAAUCAAUAUCUAUUGGUAUAUGUCGUUGUACAGAACGAUCUCUAUUAAAUAAUACAACAAUACAACAUUUAAGUUCAUUAACAUUAGAUGAAUUUAAAAAAUUAUCUCUUGAACAUUCAUCAACACCAUCACCUAAUGAAAGUCGAAAAUCAUUAACUAUUACAGAUGAAAUUAUAACAAAUACAGAUUUAAAAACAAUUUCAAAUAAACAUAAAUUGAUACAUGAACAACACUAUAAACCAUUGGUUUAUAAACGUAAUACAAGUCCAAAUAGAGAUAGUGGUUUCAUUGAAACAGAUGGCACAAAUACAUCGAUGUUAACAGAUCGUAGUGUUAUUUCAAAUGUUAAUAAUAAUAAUAAACGUCGAAGUAAAAUAUCAUUAGAAAAAAGUGAAGAUGGAUCAAUGGAUACACAUAAAUCACUUGAUUCACUUCAACAAUCUAUUUCAAAAAUAACAACAACAACAACGGAACCAACUAAAAAGAAACCAUCUAGUUUGAUUUAUUCUACACAAAAACGUGAUAAACAUGUUCGAACUCAAGAUAAUGUACCAAUUCAAACUGUUACUGAUGCAUGUUUUAUUUAUCGUCGUCAAGUUGUUAAACAAGAUACGAAUGAUGAUGAAAAAGCAGCUAUAAUUACUCGUGGUCGUGAAAUAGCAUAUGAAGCUGCAAAUACACCAACAAUUCCAUCAUCAAUGCCUAAUUAUACACGUGAUCAAAUUCGAGAACUUUAUGGUGAAUUAGAUAAAAAAACACGUCGUUUACAAGAUGAUGAAUAUAUAUAUCAUUCAUCAAAUGGAAAACAUCAAUGGAAAUUAGCAUCACCAACAAAUAUGAAAAAAAUUACUGAAUGUCCAUUACCGAAAUUUCGUCUUGAUAAAACACCUGAACAUAAUGAUGAAACAUUACUUAUGGCUGCAUAUUUAUCAACAGGUAUAACAAAUCCACGAAUAAAACCAAUUGUACCUAUUGAUAAUUUUCAUUCAGUUAUGAUGAAUGCAAGUGCAAAAGUUAAUGAAUGGGCACAUAAUAAUGAAAUAUAUUUAACACCAAUUAAUAAAAAUAUUAUUCAUACAUCAAAUAAUGAUCAUUCAACAAUGAAUUCAUCACCACCAUUAGUAUUUGAUGUUCAUUUUAAUAUAAAUCAACUUGCUGCACGUACACCAACAGAUAAUAAUAAUAGUAAUCGACCAACAUUCUUAGAAGUUAUUGAACAACAACAAACAACAGAUCAUUCAAAUCAAACUAAUCAUAAUCAAGAAAAUCGUCGUUCUAUUCGACGACAACCAGAUACAACAGAUACAAUAUCAUCAUCACCUGAUUCAAAUGAUAUUGCUUUAGAAACAACACCGUCAACACCUGGUUCAUGUGGAAUGUAUCUUGAACCUUAUAUGCGUCGAGGUUAUGAUUUACCAUCAGUUGAUCAUGAUAUACGAGAUUCUUCAUGGCAACAUACUGAUAAUGAGGAUAUUGAUGAAUCAAUUAGAUCAAUGAAAAAUAUAACUCCAAUUGAAAGUCCAACAACAUCAAAGCUUGAUACUAAUAUUCUUUCAUCACAACCAAUGACAUCUCAAAUUAAUGAUAUGGAUAGUUUGAUUGAUUUGGAAGAUGGUACAACUGUUUCUUAUCACACAGCUAAAGAAUCUCGUCUGGAUAACACUAAUCAAUCAACAUUGUCUGUUGAAAGUGAUGAAACAGUAAGUAGUACUCAUCAUCAACCUAGUGUACGAGAUGAACUUAUAAAUAAUACUAUGUCACCGGAAGAAAGUUUUUAUUAUGAUGCAUGUACAUCACCUACACAAACAAAUCAACAAACAUUACCAUCAACAGAUAAACAAGAUAUUCUUAUAGAUAAUUUAACAAAUUUAUUAGAACAAAUUGAAACAUUUAAUUAUAGAAAGCAACAAUUAUUACCAACAGUUGAUGAAGAAAAAUCACGUUUAUCACCUGAAGGUGAAGAAUCAACAACAAAUAUUGAUUGUUUAGUUACAAUUGUUGAUGAUAUACAUGAAUAUAAUCAAAGAAAAACAACAAAUACAAUGGAUAGUCUUUUAUUUAUUUAUGAUGAUGAUAUUAAUGAUGAACAAGCAAAUUCAUCAAUUGAUAAUCUCGUUGAAAUUGUUCAUUCAGCUCAUGAAACAACCGUAUGUGUUAAUAAUUUACUUUUUAUUUAUGAUGAUGCUAUAACACCAACGGAUGAUGAACCAAAAAAAAUAAUAAAUGAUUCAGAUGAAUGGUCAUAUGAUAAUUUAAUAAUUGAUCAAAACGAACAAAAUAAUAUUGAUAAUUUAGGCCUUAUUAUACAUGAUGCUUUAACAGUUAGAUUUCAAAAACCAAUUAAAUCUCAACAAAUUAGUGAAGUUGAAGAAUUAACAACUAAUAUUGAUAAUCUAACUCCAGUUGUACAUGAAAUUUUAACAACAAAAAUUGAAAAACCAAUUGAUGAAAUUAGUCAUGAAAUUGAAGAACCAAUUUUUGAUAUUGAUAAUUUAACUACGAUUGUUCAUGAAGCUUUAGCAGCUCAAUCGCAAAAAUCAAUAAAAAUAAAAACAACUGAUCAAUUUAAUUCUGAUGUUCAAGAAAUGAUUGAUGAAUCAAUGACUGAUACACAUAAUCUAGGUACCAUUAUUCAUGAUACUUUAUCAACUAGAUUUCAAAAACCAAUAAAAACAAAAACAACUGAUCAAUUUAAUUCUGAUGUUCAAGAAAUUAUUGAUGAAUCAAUGACUGAUACACAUAAUCUAUGUACCAUUAUUCAUGAUGCUUUAUCAACUAGAUUUCAAAAACCAUUAAAAAUAAAAACAACCGAUCAAUUUAAUUCUGAUGUUCAAGAAAUUAUUGAUGAACCAAUGACUGAUAUAGAUAAUCUAACUAUAAUUGUCCAUGAUGCUUUAUCAACUGGAUUUCAAAAACCAAUAAAAAUACAAACACCUAUUGAAAUCGAUCAUACAUUUCAAACAGAAAUAUUUCCAGAAUUUAUUGAUGAAUCAAUAUCUGAAAAUCUAGAAAAAACAACUAAUGAAUUCGAUCAAGAAUCUAAUCCUUCUGUUAAUGAAUUAAUAGAUGAUAAUAUUCAUACAUCAGAAACAAUUAUUUAUGAAAUUGAACCAUCAAAUGAACAAUUAAAUCCUACGAUAUUAGAAUCUCAAUCAUUACCCGUUAGUAAUCUAUCACAAAUAAUUAGUGGCACACUUUUAACAAGUUCACAUUAUCAUCAAGAUAAAAAUAAAAUUGAAUAUAAUAUUAAACAUCAAUCAUUAUAUGAUGAAGAAAUUUAUGAAGAAUAUGGUUAUCGUCGUACAACAACAGAUUCAAAUACAGAUGAUAUUGUUGAAAAAUAUGAAGAAUUAUGUCGACGUUAUUUAUCGAGUUGUGAUCAAUAUCAAACAACAGCUAAAAAAUUAGAUGAUGAAAUAAAUCAAUUUGAAAAAGGUUUACAUGAACAAAAACAAAAUAUUUUAACACCAACAAGUGAUACAACAACAAGUGAAGAAUUAAUAACAACAAUUGAACGUGUUAUUGAUAUGCGUGAUCAAACAACAGUUAAAAGAAAUGAUACAGAUGAUUAUUGUUUGACAUUAAAUGUUCAACGACAACCAAAUUAUAUAGGAAAAUAUGGUUUUGAUUUUGAGGAAAUAUAUGAUGGAAAAAUUCAAGUUUCAAAAAUUCUUGAUGAAAUCUAUUGUCCCAAUAUAAAUAUUGGUGAUGAAAUUAUUAGUAUAAAUAAUGAUCGAACAUUUAAAACAUAUGAACAAUGUCAAAAAUUAUUUGAUUCAUUAUGGAAAAAUGACUAUGAAACUAUACAAAUAACUGUUAUUAAAUCAGCUAACAACAUUCCAAUAACAAAAACCUCUGAACCGGUGUCAUUACAGUCAAGUUCUCUGUCUUGGCCAUUAUCAACAGCUGAAUCAGGUAGGAUAAUAGAAUACAUUUUUUUUGCUAUUCAAUUUUUUAUUGAUUUCUGGGCAUUGGAUAUUGCAUGA